UUAAUCAUGUUGAGAAAUGUUUUACAUAUUUUCUUGGAUAAAAUGUUUUUAUGAUACAGAGCCACGAUUAGGUUACCUUUAAUAACACCCCAUUCCCUCCUGUCUCUGUUUGCGCCUGCGUGACCGCGUUUGCACCCCGACCCGCAAACUAAUUGCAGCUUCUUCCUCUGAUUGACAGCGAGGAUUUCGUCUCUCCCCGAAGCGACGUCACACCAAAGUGGGUGAAGCCGAGCACCCCCGCGUCUAUUCCAAAGAAAACAUGACAGAUUCUGCGUAAGAGAGACGCCUCUACCUGCAGCCGGUCGGCACCGCAACUUGUCGCACCAACUUCACCAGCGCCUCAGUUUCGAGCGCGUGCAGCGCGGCCAACAUCUGAGGCAUUUGUUUAUUUUUUCUUAUCUGAGAAAAGCAUCGGCGCAUGGCCUUCUUCAUUUUCUGUCAUGGGUUUAAUGUUUUUUUGUGGGAAAACUGAAGAAAAGUGAGGAUUUUCUGACACUCAUCGCUUUUCUCCCUCGGAGCUUUUUUGCGCGCACUCUGACUCUCCUCAACUCGUCCCAAAAGCAUGUAACCGCGCCGAGACAGACAGAGCACACCGAUAAUGAAGAGGUUAACCACACCUUUGAGAGCGGACAUCUCUUCACGAGCCACUUGACGAACUUCGUUGCGCGUUAAGAUGCGCCCGGCGCAAGCGGAGCUGGACUUCUGCGCUCUCUUUGACGGACACUUUCCGGUGAGGUUUGACUGAGUCGUGCCUUCACAAAACAAGGACUUCUUAUGAAUCUAAGAAAUAAUCGCUCUCGGUGUUGGCCCAGCUAAUCACGUUAAACUCUGCCGGGGGAUCUCCUUGCUGUCACCAUCAUGACGGUUCGUCUUUCGCGGAUCCAGCUGGCCAUAUUCUUCAUCUUGCUCUGUCCGGUCAACAUCAUCGGACUCUGGUGGGCAGUGGGAAGUCCUCUGGUUGUGGACCCCAACAGCAUUUGCAAGAAGGCAAAGCGUCUGGCAGGGAAGCAAGCUGAGCUUUGCCAGACUCAGCCAGAGAUUGUCAGUGAAGUGGCCAAAGGAGCCCGGCUGGGUGUUAGAGAGUGCCAGUACCAGUUCAGGUACCGCCGCUGGAACUGCACCAGCCACAACAAAUAUUUCGGCAAAGUUCUUCAACAAGAUAUUCGGGAAACGGCGUUCGUCUAUGCCAUCACAGCAGCUGGUGUGACACACGCUGUGACCCAAGCCUGCAGCAUGGGAGACCUGCUGCAGUGUGGCUGUGAAGCAAUGAGAAACAAAGCUCCCCCAAGGCCACCUUCAUCGUCCUCUUCUGGGGAUGGUGUUAAGUGGGAGUGGGGGGGCUGUGGAGACGACGUGGAGUUUGGUUAUGAAAAGUCCAAACAGUUUAUGGAUGCCAAGAGGAGAAGAGGCAGAAGUGACAUAAGGACGCUCAUCAACUUGCACAAUAACGAGGCUGGUAGACUGGCAGUGAAGCUCUACAUGCGAACUGAGUGCAAGUGCCAUGGACUGUCGGGCUCGUGCACUUUGCGUACGUGCUGGAAAAAGAUGCCUCAUUUCCGUGAGGUUGGUGACCGUCUGCUUGAGCGCUUCAACGGCGCUUCCAAGGUGAUGGGUGGCAAUGACGGGAAGACCCUGAUACCAGUCGGGCACAACAUAAAACCGCCAGACAAGCAGGAUUUGAUAUACUCCGACGAGUCUCCAGAUUUUUGCCUUGCGAAUCGAAAAACAGGUUCACUUGGAACACGAGGCCGCAUGUGCAACAGCACAGCCAUGGACAUCAGCGGCUGUGAUUUGUUGUGCUGCGAGAGAGGCUACAGGGAAGAAACUGUGGUGUUUCAGGAGAACUGCUUGUGCCGCUUCCAUUGGUGUUGCGUCGUCCAGUGUAAGAAGUGCAUGGUACGAAAGGAGCUUAGUCUUUGUCACUGAUGAACUAGCGCUGAAGAGUAAUCAGAGUGAAAAUUUUAGGGUUCUUGUUUUAGUCUUGCUGGUUUGAAGGAAGGAAAGGAAUUGGACCUGUUUGGUGAUGCCUUUGAAAUGUCUUUUUCACAAAGGUUUCAUGUGAAAUUGAAACUUUGGUUCCUAUGAGGUGUGAACAUUUAGCCAAACAAGUUCCUUCCCUGAACCUUUUAUUUUCCUUUUCUGCUUUAUGACAAAGGACCAAAGAAUGUUCUGUGUUAUGGACUACGAGCCUUAUGUAUAGAGGAUCUAUUCUAGUCUAGCUGGCACAGUCGACUCUCUGCCACCCAUCAGCAGCAGAGCUUUGUGUUGCUCUAAAACUAAAGAGGUUUUAGAAAUAAUUUUCCCGAUGUGCUCAAUUUUAAAAACUGGCAUCAAAAACCAGAAUGGGUAUUAAACCUCUUACAGAUAUAUCAGCAAUUUUUUUCUGUUAUUUAAAAUUUUCAGAGGCAUUGUGUCCUAUCUACUACAACUUGCUGUAGGACAAUAAAAAGAUAAGUAAUCCCACUAUGGUUCAAAUAUCAGUACUUUCUUUUACUAUUAUGUGUUUUCAUGUAGUUACCAUUAUCUAAGAGUGUAGUCCAAGUAUUUUUUAGAUUAAUAAUACUUUAACAGGAACAUAUUAAUAGAUUACCACCAUGGACACAUUUAAUUUCAGUUGUUUGUUUCUGUAGUAAAUUUAAUGCAACAAAAACAUAGAUAAUAUCUGUUUAAGUACAAACAAUAUUUUGCAUCUUUGUCAAAAUUUCCUGAAAAAGAGCAAAUGUUUCAAAGUGUACAUUUUUAGUAAUGCUGUCAACACAUUUCUUUACAGGUAUAUAUUUGAUUUGCUAAGACCUUUAUUUAUGUGACUCAAAAUGACUACUCUCGUCCAUCUCACUCAGAAGCACUUUGGGAUGCAGCGGACGCUAUAGACUCAGCAGCGUUUAGAAGAAAACCAUCCUGGACUUACGAUUCCCUUUACCCCAAAGAGGAAUCUUUAUUUCUGUAACUUGUUUUGGUUUCUAGAAAAUGUACAAGAUAUAUUUUGUUGAGGAUAUAUGAUAUACAGGGCUAAUAAAGUGAUGCACUUUGGAUGUUUUAAUUUGA
Molecule: messenger RNA, 3045 nt
Organism: Nothobranchius furzeri (turquoise killifish)
Lineage: Eukaryota; Metazoa; Chordata; Actinopteri; Cyprinodontiformes; Nothobranchiidae
Gene: wnt6b
Product: wingless-type MMTV integration site family, member 6b
Biological process (GO): canonical Wnt signaling pathway; multicellular organism development; neuron differentiation
Cellular component (GO): extracellular region
Molecular function (GO): cytokine activity; frizzled binding
Source: RefSeq, a predicted model, not a curated record